Molecule: messenger RNA, 1023 nt
Organism: Moesziomyces antarcticus
Lineage: Eukaryota; Fungi; Basidiomycota; Ustilaginomycetes; Ustilaginales; Ustilaginaceae
Exons: 3
Coding region: 1-1023 (340 amino acids)
Biological process (GO): protein lipidation; macroautophagy; protein modification by small protein conjugation
Cellular component (GO): intracellular anatomical structure
Molecular function (GO): Atg12 transferase activity
Source: RefSeq, a predicted model, not a curated record
AUGGCAUCGGCUCGCAUCACGUUUGACGACUUCCAACGUGAAUGUUUCGCCUACCUCGCCCAACGCGAUGCGCUCUCCAUGCCCCAGAAGCAGCACGAGCUGUCGUGGGCGUCGUACGCACACGGCUGGACAUGGCAAGACCCCCUCCUUCCCGGCACCGCCUUUACCGGCACCGCAGGCCUACAUCGAUCCUACGCCAUCAUCGCCCGUCAAAACUGCACUACAGAGGAGAAGCAUGCGCCUGAAGACGAGGUGUGUGCUUCUGCGCAGCUGGCAGACGAGACGGACGAUGCCACAUUCACCCCGACGACGACGCGCAGAGUGAUACAGCUCGAACAGUCGAUCCACUGGUCGUCGGUGUGGAGUCUUCCCGUGCUCUACUUUCACGCUACACUCAACGAUCGUCCUAUCGGAUGGGAUGAUCUGCAGGGUUGCGGUGUGGUUCACGCCGCGGGGACGCUCGCUCCGCAUCUGGGCGAGGCGUUGCAGCCCGUCUCGGUGGGAGACCAUCCGCGAUCGAAGCUGCCGAGCUUUUACCUGCAUCCGUGCAACACCAAUUCGGCGUUAUCUUCGCUCCUCGCGGGGGAUAAGCACGCGCCCGCCACAGCACCAGAGCAGAUCUUGAGUGCUAGUGAGCGAGCCGGUAUCCUAAGAAAGACCAGCCCGAUGGUCGGGAGACAAAUGUCCGCAGUCGGAACGAACAGCAUUGGUCGCCAAGGCGCAGGCCGGGAUAAUGUCCAGCAAGACACUGCAGGCGGGAUGGAGUGUGCAGUCGAACUGGGCGAGCCGUUGCGCAUCCAGCUCGACUGCAUCCUCGUCCGGCCUCGGCAGCCUCCAGUGUCAAGCGUGUGGCUCGACAUGAACCCCUCGGUAUCAGAAUCACAUCGGCCAUCUAACCCCGAUAUGUUGCACGCACUAGACGCCAGCUCUGCGUUUGCGUUUGCGCCCGCUCAGCGGUACCGAAGUGCAGGUUUCAGAGGCGCUCAUUUUGAGUCCAGGCAAUCUCAGCGCCCAUGGGCGUAG